GACUCUUCCUCGACUCAUCCUCGAUAUUCAAGUGGCGGAUGCGGCCAAGAUAGCCCAAGGACAUGCUCACGUACCUCCAAGUGCAUGUAUAUUACAAUGUGCCGCCAUUGAUUUUGCUGUUCUUGUUGCAUCGACCGCUUGCAACAAGCCGCGACUGGCGCAAGUACCUCUUUCUAUGCGUCAUUGCCGUUCUCUACACUACUCCUUGGGAUAAUUGGAUCAUUUACAACAAGGCAUGGACAUAUUGCCCGUCAUGUGUGAUGGGUACAUUGGGUCUAGUACCUGUCGAGGAAUACCUCUUCUUUGUCGUGCAGACCCUCUUGACGUGCCAACUGCACUCGCUCUUGACCAAAACUAUGGCAGGACUUCCAGCUGUCAGCAUAUCUCCCAACAAAAAAGCACCGUUGCUGAGUACUAGCCUUGCGGUCGCCUGGCUUGCAAUGGGUGCGGCAGCUAUAUCUUACGCCGACCCAUCCAGAAAGACCUUUUACUUGGCUGCCAUUAUCGCCUGGACUGCUCCCGUACUGUGCUUUCUCUUCACUAUUUCAGCUAUACAGACGAGCUUCUUACAAAAACGAUGGGCUCCGAGCCUCCUUGCAAUUGCUCUGCCGACUCUCUAUCUAUGUAUUAUUGACAGUAUCGCCAUUCGAGCCGGUACCUGGCAUAUCACCGAGCGCACGUCUCUCGAAAUCUUCCUCUGGAAAGGUCUACCCAUUGAAGAAGCCAUCUUCUUCUUUGUAACCAAUCUGAUGGUCGUGCUCGGCUGUACAGGUUUUGAUCUCGCUAGUGCAAUUGUUAGCACGUACGACAAGACUGAAACCUUUUCUUUCCUGUCGCUCUGCUACGCUCUACUUUGCCCUCGCAACGAAAACGUUGUUCGAGACCUCCGGGCAUGUGUUGAAAUCUUGCAAGCAGGCAGUGCUAGCUUCUACAACUCGAGCUUUUUCUUCGACGAGGACAUACGCCGGGAUUUGGUGGUUCUAUACGCAUUCUGUCGCUUUACAGAUGACGUUGCCGAUGACGCCUCCGAGCCACUCGAGAAGCGCAAGGCCAAGUUGGAUGAGACGCGCGUCUUUAUCCAAACAGAGUUUCCUACGAGGCUCAUGCUGCCAAUGGCACUGCCAAAGUCUGAAAAGGCAAUUUGUCUCUAUGACCAUCCAGUUUACAGGACAAUGCUACGGUAUAUUGCAAACAAGCUGCCACAAGAACCGCUGCUUGAGCUGCUCGACGGUUACGAAUGGGAUCUUCUUCUCGAUACCGAUAGAAGCAAGCAGAUGCAGUCCGAGGAGGACGUCAUACGGUAUUCCAGUUUUGUAGCCAGCAGUGUGGCCGAGAUGUGUAUCUGCUUGCUCGACAAAUCUGCUUCCGCGGACGUGCUCAAGUCUGCACGCAAAAUGGGCGUUGUCCUUCAAUUGACCAAUAUUGCACGCGAUAUACUCACGGAUGCAAUCAAUGGUCGAGUGUACCUUCCACAGGCGUGGCUGACAGAGGAAGACCGGAAAAUGCUGCUUCACGUGGCUAAGGAUCAUGACAUUACGAGCAUAGAGGAAGACCCACGGAUAAUGGCCCUGCAUCUGGAACGAUAUGCUCUGCGAUUGCUAAGCCUCGCCGAUGAAAUGUACGCCGAGAGUACAGGCAAGAUUGACGCUCUGCCUGAACAGGUCCAGCGGGGUUUGCGCAUUGUCACUGAUGGCUACUACGCUAUCGGCAGACAACUGCGCUCGACUUGCAAUCACGGUCGCUAUCCACGACGAGCAAAGCUUUCGAAAUGGAAUCGCUUGCUUAUCACUUUCAAACACUUGUACUGUCCAACCGAAGGAGAAGCACUGAUUCUCGGUGGCUGUCUACUCAGAUUCGUACUCUUGCUCUACGGUGCAUGGCAAGACUCUCUCGGUGUAAGCGUCACUUUCACCGACAUUGACUACAAGGUCUUUUCUGAUGCUGCUCAUUUCGUGCAGCAAGGUGGAUCGCCCUAUGAGCGCGCCACAUAUCGAUAUACGCCAUUACUGGCCUGGCUGCUCAUUCCAAACGACUACUUCGAGCCUUUUGGGAAGUGUCUGUUUGCCGCUGGUGACAUUCUUACCGGCUGGCUCAUCAUCAGGCUUUUGAGAAGGCGGCAACAAAACAUUCGCUUUGCAGCCAUUUGGCUCCUCAACCCUAUGGUUGCUGUCAUUUCCACUCGUGGCAAUUGCGAAGCCUUGUUGGGCGCUAUGGCUGUAGGCUUGUUGUACGCUGUCGAGGUAGGCCAGAUUGCGCUUGCCGGGGUCAUUCUCGGCGCUGCUGUGCAUUUCAAGGUCUAUCCAAUUCUAUACGCUCCGGCCGUGGUCUGGCACUUGGAAACGCCUGGCCACUCAACCAGCCUCUUGUCGUUCAUCAACAGGAAAAGAGUCACUUUCGCCUUUUGGAGUGCUCUGACCUUUUUGGCACUCUCAGCAAGCAUGUUUUCCAUGUACGGCUGGCCAUUUGUCGAGCACACAUUUGCCUACCACGUCUCACGAUCUGAUCAUCGGCACAACUUUUCAGUCUACCACCUCUUCAUCUACUUGACUGCACAACAGCCAAAGUCGGCUGGUAUUCCAUGGACACUGCUGGCCUUUUUGCCGCAGCUUGUCCUAUCUCUUGUCGUUCUGCCUCUACGCUUCAGUAAGCGUCACUUGACAGGCACUUUCAUGGCCCAGACAUUCUGUUUCGUGGCUUUCAACAAGGUUGUCACGUCACAGUACUUUAUGUGGUAUCUGGUCUUUCUACCGCUGACCUUACCAGGAUCGCAACUUUUGUCAUGGCGAAAGGGCGGCGUGAUGCUCUUCAGCUGGAUUGCUGCACAAGCGUGUUGGCUUGGUGCUGCGUUUCAAUUCGAGAUGCAAGGCAAAGCAACGUUCGAAGCAAUGGCGAUCAGCUCUGGUGUCUUCUUCCUGGUGAAUAUGUGGAUACUCGGUGAGAUGUGUAAAGAGAUGGCAUGAGAUCUUCAAGUAUCAGUGCUCAGCUGCAGGUUGCGUUGACAGUAGAUUUACCCUAUUCAGAUGGGUAGAAUGAAUUUCAUCUCCUUGAUAUUCUUGCGAGAGUCCUUGCCUCUGCGCUUA
Molecule: messenger RNA, 3080 nt
Organism: Protomyces lactucae-debilis
Lineage: Eukaryota; Fungi; Ascomycota; Taphrinomycetes; Taphrinales; Protomycetaceae
Product: PIG-M-domain-containing protein
Exons: 2
Coding region: 63-2960 (965 amino acids)
Biological process (GO): GPI anchor biosynthetic process
Cellular component (GO): glycosylphosphatidylinositol-mannosyltransferase I complex; membrane
Molecular function (GO): alpha-1,4-mannosyltransferase activity; intramolecular lyase activity; GPI mannosyltransferase activity
Source: RefSeq, a predicted model, not a curated record